CUCUCAGUUCACGUCGCGCUGUUGACUUGUUUGGCUCGCUCGUUCGUUCGCAGCGUUCAAAAACGAUUUUCAUCGCCUAUAUAGUUUUAGAAUCUAUUUUUGUUUAUAAAUACAAAGUACCUAAAUAUAUCUGCGCUCAAAGCUAUGUUUGAAAAAUAGUUACAAGGAAAAGUUAAGAAAGUCUGCUUGUUACUGAACUGAAGUGACUGAACUGACCAAACAACAUUAUUCAGUUCUCCAAGUGAUGUAACCCGAGGAAUACGAAUCCUCUCCUGCUCUCUUCUCCCAUCGGUUUCUGCGUCGCAUUUUGUUUACUUCUUGGCCCAAACCAAAACAGAGACAUGUCUAAAAAGUGCACUGUGCGAUCCCUGAGCGAUAGUGCCCUGGCGGAAUUGGCCAAUUUACUGGUGUCCACCAUCAGCUAUGUGCAAUAUGCUCCGGAUGUCCAUCUGGACAUCAACAUCGUGAUGGUGGAGCUGAACGAGUAUCUGGCCCAGCUGGGAGCCACCUCGAACAUAUACCAGGAUCUACUCAGGGUGAUCCUGAGCUCGGAUUAUCUGGACGCCAACAUGCGGUUCACCUGCCUGCAAAUGCUGCUCAACUGCGGGGUCACUUUUCUGAUGACUGAAGUAUUCCCUUUCAGCUACUACGAGAAAAUUCUACAGGUGAUUGCAGCUCAAGGAGCGGGAUUGCGGGUGUUGAAUAUCAAAGGAAUCUGGGUGAAAGAGGAGCACAUGCACUACAUGUACGACAUUGUGAGGCGAUGCAAGCAGCUGGUUAAGCUGUAUGUGCCCUAUAUUGCCAACGACCGGUUGCUGGAGGAGAUCGGGAAGUGCUGCACUCGCCUGCAGAUCUUGGACAUAUCCGGCGAGACUGACAUUACGGAGAUCGGCAUCGAUUUUCUGGCCAAGGGCGUGUGUUGUCAAUCGCUGACUGUUGUGGAUGUGGGAAUGCCGGGAGAGGAGAACAUCUGCUAUUCGGAUAUUGCCCUGAUCCUGGAGCACUGUCCCCAAGUGGAGACCCUUUCGACAUACUCCUUCGUGGGAGCCUCCCUAAAGUUUAUCCACGACAAUAUCGAUGACCGGUUCAAGUGCCGCUUGAAAUAUAUUCAUGACACGGGCACGGAUGAGUCCACCUUGCAGGUCAUCAUGCAGACGUGUCCGAGGCUGGAAACCCUCUAUUUGGACUCACCCAAAACAGGAAGCCUGAGAGCUCUCCACACGCGCAAUUUGAGAAAAUUGAAGAUCUACAAAUUUGUGGUGGCCGAGCUGCUUCCUCUGCUGGAGCGACCCAUUGGCAGAAACCUGCGACAUCUCACGAUGAUCAAGGGCCUGGGAAAUCUGGAUUUGGGGAAGUUGGCUCGUCUCUGUCCUUCGCUGAUCGAUCUCGACUGCUAUAUGAUUGACAGUCUAACCUACGGGCAAGGUCAGGCCAAGUUCCAGCAGCUGGAGGGCCUGGAGAUCCUAAGUAGCGCCAUUAUGACCAGUUCCCUGAAGGCCUUCCUAUGCAAUUCCACGGAUCUCAAGCGGUUGGCUGUGGACACGGUGGAGUUUACGGAUGAGGACAUAAUAAGCAUGUUUAUGCAACACGACUUUAAAGUUUUGGAGGAUGUUUGGUUUACUUUGGCGCCAGAGCUCACAGUACAGUCUGUGGAGUUACUAAUGGACAGCUGCCCGGAACUGCAGUCCGUGGGUCAAUUGACCGGCUGGUCUUUAACGCCCGAUGACUUGGCGCUGAUUCGGGGACUUUUGAAAAGCGGCAAUUCGAGCAUUCGCCUUCAAUAGCCUUAAUGCUGCAGCCUUUUCAAGGCCAAGAGGAGCAAACAUUAUUGUAAACAAAUCAAGUCUUGUGUAUGUUAAUUUGCUUGUGAUAUUAUAAAAAUAAAGUUGUUUAAAUUUAAAUUUGA
This is a messenger RNA of Drosophila rhopaloa, 1906 nucleotides long. RefSeq lists its product as uncharacterized. NCBI's taxonomy places the organism in Eukaryota, Metazoa, Arthropoda, Insecta, Diptera, Drosophilidae. Gene Ontology annotation, biological process: SCF-dependent proteasomal ubiquitin-dependent protein catabolic process. The record is from RefSeq and is a predicted model, not a curated record. The coding region runs from base 342 to 1784 and encodes 480 amino acids. The transcript is spliced from 5 exons. Gene Ontology annotation, cellular component: SCF ubiquitin ligase complex.